UGCGCAUCUCUUCCAGUUUAAAAGAAACAAAAUGAAAAGCUAACAAAAAAUAAAUAUUAUUACGAGGUAUUAUUAAAGUUCGUAGGUGUAAGGCAUAUUUUUUAUGUAUGCUUUUUCUGUACGCGUCAAGGAAACGUACUCUCGACUAAAUAAAGGAUAAAGAACAUUUUCAAGGUCAAUAAUUCACGUCUCUCUUAUAGUCAGUUCAUAUGUGUGAGUAUAUAUAUAUAUAUAUAUACUCAUAUAAUAUAGAAUAUACAUAUAUAUACUCAUCAUGAGUGUAUAUAUAUAAUAUGUAUUUUUGUUUUCCAUGAGAUAAUCUCCCUUCUUUUUCUUCUUGGCGAAGAGACAAUACACAUGUCUGACAAGCGUAUCAAAAAAAACGUCUUAUUGUUAAUGCUAACAGCGUAUAAAAAUUUAAAAAAGAAACAUUCUUGUUCGGACGACAGUGGACGAGCCGUUGUGAUUGGCCUAGAGUAUUAUCUAUUUCUUAUCAUCGAGUAUGCAGUUAUAAGCGACUACACGUUAUGGCACUGCAUUUCUCCGCAAACGGGGGAAGUACCUACUUACAUGGCCGGGAGCAAGUAAUCAAAGAAGCACGUAUAAAAUUCGCUGUUCCAUUUCGUUCAUUUGCAAACGCUACUCUAUCACUUGUAUAGGCUUUCGCAACGGGCGCAAGAAAAAGAACGUAUUAAAACUAUAAUAUCGAUACUGUACGUAUAUCACACUUCGAUGCCUAGGUUGGAACGUUUACCUUUCUUUAUUAGUAGUUGUUCCACGUUCAGUUGUGGCGGUUCUGUGCGUGUGUGCCACACGUAGACCUGAAACAAAUUUGAAGAAUUAGCAUGUACCAUCGUUAGUUCAAUGGUAGAGAACUUAAAGGAUUCGUAAAUUUGACUAAAUGUUUCCUGUUCUUGAUAGAUUAAUUAAUUAAAUAUGUAAUUAGAGUGAAUACGAAUCGCGUUAUACGGUGAACACUUGAAAAAAAUGUUUCAUAAAUUAUAUAGCAGGUAUAUGCAACGGUGAAAUUUAUAGUAAGUGCACAUCUGCGUGACGGAAAGUAUGGUAGAAAAGUCAUAUUGCGCCAUCAGUGGCGAAACGUUCAAGCUACUAGCCGAUUGGUAUUAUAGUUGAACCAUGGCAUGGCGCCACCAUGAUGUUUCAUCAUUAAUUCUAAUAAAUAUUAGGAGUAAUAUAUUAACUAAAAAAUAUAAUAUGCAUAAUAAUUAAUAUUGGAUAAUAUCAGUAUAGAUAUUAUCAAUCAAUUGGACCUCAAUAUAACAUUAAUCACUACUAUGAAACUGAAUUUUUUUGUCUUAUUUUUAUAGGUAUUCUUUUUACAUAUUAACAUUUUUUACCACAAAAAGUUAUUUACUAUGACAGAUUGCUCAUUCUAGUUUUCUGAUGUUAUACAGUUAAUGGAAAUGAUUAAGUUGCUACGAUAACGAUACAUUAACAUCCGGCGACACCAUAUGGCGUCACGAACAAUAAUAAUAAGCGUUAACGUUCUAUGACGUUAUAUGGCGUCAUAAGUAUCGCGACUUCUUAACAGCGAAUAAAAUGUGUUUUAUUUUGAAGUUUUAAAUGUUUUACAUCGUUUCAUUAUUGAGACUUCACAAUUGAAUAUAUAUAUAUUACAUAAUGUUAUCAAUUUUUUUAUACAAAUUUUUACUGGAAAUUCAAUUAUUUGUAUAUACGACCAACGAGAAUCCAAUUGUUCCUACUUUCAUAUAAUACUGUAUAGAUUUUAUAAUUCUUAAAAAAAAUGACGAAUGAAGAAGAAACUUUCCUAUGGGAAAAUUAUGAAGAUUGUUUGUCUGAUGUACCAAGUAACUAUGAAAACUGUGAUGCUUUAAGUGAUAGUGACUUUAAUUCCUUUAGUGAUAGUGAUUUAGAGGAUUUAACAUUAAAUAACAAAAAGCGAUCUCAUAUCUUACAAACACAAUCUAGCGAUUCAGAAGAAAAGGAUGACAAUCCAUUAGAAUGGUCUGACGAUGACUCGCCUAGAAAUAAUGAACCUUUUGAAGGUUCUCCAGGCAUCAAAAUUUGGCCCAUUUAUGGAGAAAGUAUAGAGCAAGUUGCCAAAUUAUAUUUCACAGAUGAUUUGUUUCAAAUAAUUGUUACAGAAACUAAUAAAUAUUAUGCAAAGAAUUCAUACAAAUAUAGAACCUCAAAAAGCACUGGAAAGUGGACUGAGCUAACUAUACCUGAAUUAAAAAAAUGGUUUGGUUUAAUCAUCAUAAUGGGUCUAAUAAGGAAAGGUAAAUUAAUUGACUAUUGGUCCACCAACCCAGUCAUAGAAACACCAAUUUUUUCUAAAGUCAUGAGCCGCAAUAGAUUUCGUCAAAUAUUGUCAUGUUUACAUUUCUCUGAUAAUGAUAAUAUGCCUGGUAACGCUGAUAGAUUGUUUAAAAUACAGCCAAUUGUAAACCAUUUCAAACAGAAAUUUAAUGAUGUUUAUAAACCUAUGCAAAAAUUAUUAUUAGAAGAAGAUAUUAUACCUUGGAGGGGCAGAUUGAAUUUUCAAGUAUAUAAUCCAUUUAAAAUAACAAAAUAUGGUAUUCUUAUUAGAAUGCUAUGUGAAUCUAGUACAGGCUAUGUAUGCAAUUUUGAUAUUUAUUCAGAUACUAAAAGUUUGGAAAGCACAAUAUCAGCACUUGUAUCAAAUGUUUCUAAUAUGUGGUAUCAUAUCUACAUGGAUAAUUAUUACAAUAGUGUUGAAAUUGCAAAACAAUUACUAUUAAAGAAAAUUAAAGUAUGUGGAACUAUAAGAGCAAAUAGAGGCUUACCUUCAAGUUUAAAAAAAAGUAAAUUGAAUAUGUUUGAAACUCGAUUUAAACGUCAAGGAGAGAUACUCAUUCAGUUGUGGAAAACUGACAAAAAAAAAGAUAUACGUAUGAUUUCGACAAUACAUAACUCCGAUGUAAUAAAUACUGGAAUUAUAAAUCGCAAGACCGGUCAACACAUUCAAAAACCAAAGUGCAUAAUAGAUUACGAUCAACACAUGAAAGGAGUAGACAGAGCAGAUCGAUAUAUAGCGUGCUAUCCAAUUUUCAGGAAAACUCGAAAAUGGACAAAAAAAGUUGCUUUAUAUUUAUUCAACUGUGGCUUAUUUAAUGCCUUUAAAGUUUAUCGAAAUAUUAACCGUAACAGCAAACUUAAAUAUAAAGAAUUUUUAGAAAAUAUUGCUACAGCUUGGAUUGAAGAUAAAACGGUAUUAGAAUCGGAGCCUAACCUCGAUAGCCCCUCUAUAUCAGGAACGUCUUCUGUAACGCGCACCCCGCGUUUCGAUUCAUUGCAAAGAUUUUCAGGUGAUUUAAGACAACAUCACUUGGUAAAAAUAGCAGGAAUGUCGAAAAGGAUACGACGAAGAUGUAAAGUAUGUUAUUUAAAUAAAAUUCGAAAAGAAACAUCGUACAUGUGUAAACAUUGCAAAGUGCCAUUACAUAUAGGAGAAUGUUUCAAUUCAUAUCAUCUAAAGGAACAUUAAAAAUUCUGUUUGAUAUUGAUAUGACCGUCUUUGUAAAAUAAUGUGCUCAACUGAUAAAAUGAU
Nomia melanderi (Alkali bee) is the source of this 3553-nucleotide messenger RNA. The record is from RefSeq and is a predicted model, not a curated record. Lineage: Eukaryota; Metazoa; Arthropoda; Insecta; Hymenoptera; Halictidae.